GAGCUGCGGCAAUAGAUGAUUCGUUUCCAAGACACUCGGAAAGAAGAGAAAAAAGACGCAGACGGAGAGCUAUGGGGCAACGUGGAAGCGCAGGCCGCCUUCCUCGGCCCAAACCUCUGGGACAAAACUCUGCCCUAUGAUGCCGACCUGAAGGUAUUGAACCAUUAUGUGGAUCUCGACGAGUUCCUCUCCGAGAAUGGCAUUCCUGCGGACGGCGUGGCCGGUGGUGGGCAGGGCACGACGCAGAGCGGGCCGUUGCACAAGAUCAACAACGCCGAGGCGCCCGGACACCAGGGACCGGCCGGCGUCCAUCUGGAGCCGGUGACCAAGCGCGAGAGAUCACCCUCGCCGAGCGAAUGUUGCUCACCCGACACCAUGAACCCUCCCUCGCCCGCGGACUCCACGCUCUCGAUGGCCUCAUCGGGGCGAGACUUCGAUCCACGCACCCGGGCCUUCUCCGACGAGGAGCUCAAACCCCAACCGAUGAUCAAGAAAUCACGGAAGCAGGUGAGUUCGUUCGUUCCGGAUGACCUGAAGGAUGACAAAUACUGGGCGCGUCGUAGGAAGAAUAACAUGGCAGCGAAACGAUCACGGGACGCGCGCCGCAUGAAGGAGAACCAGAUCGCUCUCAGGGCCGGCUUCCUCGAGAAAGAAAACAUGGGCCUGCGGCAGGAACUGGACCGGUUAAAGAACGAGAACAUGCUCCUGCGCGACGAGCUGAGCAAAUACACGGAGGUCUAACAGCGCGGCGGGCAAGCGGAACAACGGCUCGCCCCGGGGUCGAGACGGGCCCGGGCGCGAACGUCUGUUGCGCCGGCACCACCCGCACCAAUAGUCGCAGCACUUAGGUAUCGCCAGUCCGGAAGAAAACUGAAAAAGGGAAGGAAGGAGCGCGCCGAAUCACGAGACCAUCCUCGACAAUUGAACAGAAGAGCCCACUUUCCCAGAGGAUCCCGAUGAUGUCCUUCGAAGAAGUUCUAA
Molecule: messenger RNA, 981 nt
Organism: Nomia melanderi (Alkali bee)
Lineage: Eukaryota; Metazoa; Arthropoda; Insecta; Hymenoptera; Halictidae
Source: RefSeq, a predicted model, not a curated record